This is a messenger RNA of Pedinophyceae sp. YPF-701, 780 nucleotides long. The record is from the annotation of a GenBank genome assembly. Lineage: Eukaryota; Viridiplantae; Chlorophyta; Pedinophyceae.
AUGGCGUCGCAACUGGCCAUGCCCUCGGUGGCGUGCCGUCCCCAGGUGGCCGCGGCGCCCUCGCGCGCGCGGCACGCCCCCGUGAAUUGUGUGGCUCGCCGGGCGGCCGUCGUCGCGCGCGCGGGGCUCGACGAGAGCAAGCUCGGGCUCACCAGCGUAAACUUGGAGCGGGGGGGCAAGUCGGCGCCUGCGGGGACGAGCAGCGCGCCCAAGAAGGCCGAGAAGCCCAAGGAGGUCGAGCUCAAGUCCGAGCUGGGCAUCGACUACAGUGCGUUGAAGAAGGCGCUCGACGAGGGGCGGUUCCAGGACGCGGACGACGAGACGCGGUCGCUGCUGAUCCGCCAGGCGGGCGCGGAGGCGGUGGCGCGCGGGUGGGUGUACUUCACGGAGGUCCGGAACAUCCCCGCCGCGGACCUGCAGACGGUGGACAACCUGUGGCGCGCGGCCAGCAACAACAAGUUUGGCUACACGGCUCAGAGGGAGGUGUGGAUCCAGAACCGGCGGCAGUGGCCGCGGUUCUUCAAGGCGAUCGACUGGGUGUUCGUGGAGAACAACCACUACCGCAAGUGGCCCGGGGAGUUCAUCUACUCGACGGACGCCAAGAAGGGACACCUCCCCCUGACGAAUGCCCUCCGGGGGACUCAGCUCUUCCAGGAAAUCAUGGAACACCCCGCGUUCAACAAGCCGAAGGCCUCCCUCGGCUCCUCCUCCUCUAGCUCCUCUUCGGGGUCCUCCUCGGCCCCCAAGGCCGGCGGCGAGAAGCCCGCUUGGCUCAAGUGA